This is a messenger RNA of Sorghum bicolor (sorghum), 1205 nucleotides long. Its product is annotated as B-cell receptor-associated protein 31. The transcript has 2 exons. Gene Ontology annotation, cellular component: endoplasmic reticulum; endoplasmic reticulum membrane. The record is from RefSeq and is a predicted model, not a curated record. Gene Ontology annotation, biological process: endoplasmic reticulum to Golgi vesicle-mediated transport; intracellular protein transport. NCBI's taxonomy places the organism in Eukaryota, Viridiplantae, Streptophyta, Magnoliopsida, Poales, Poaceae. The coding region runs from base 165 to 833 and encodes 222 amino acids.
UAAAAAUAAAAGAAAUUCGCCGCCUCCUCGGCUUCUUUGUCCCCAAACCCCAACACGCGAGCACGGACAAGGAAACCGCCCGCUCAAAAACGGCUCCUCAUCUCCCAUCACAGCACACUCUGAAUCCAAAUCCAAUCAGCAGCUCCAUCUCCAUACAAGCGGCGAUGAUCCAGCUGCUGUUCGCCGUGCUGGUGGCGGAGGCGUCCCUGACGGCGGCGCUGCUCUUCAAGACGCCGCUGCGGAAGCUCGCCGUGCUAGUGGUCGACCGGCUCAAGCGCGGCCGCCACGCGCCCGUCGUCGUCAAGACGGUCGCGGGCGUUGUCCUGGCCCUGCUCGCUUCGACGCUCUACAGCAUGUCUCAGAUCAGCGGCGGCGCGAGCGACUCAGACUCCGGCUCCGGCGGCGGGCCCACGCCCACCGACCAGGUGCUCUUCUCGCGUCACCUCCUGGAGGCGUGCCUCAUGGGGUACUCCUUAUUUCUUGCUCUAGUGAUUGACCGGCUCCACCAAUACAUCAGAGAUUUGCGUGUGUUCAAGAAGGACUUAGAGGCUGUACGUAAGCAUAAUAAAAUGUUGGAGGAAACAAAACAUGGAAAUUCAGAGGACGCAAAGAAGUACCAGGAAGAGAUUGCCAUUCUGAACAAGGAGAUGAAGAAACUGAAGCUACAAGUCCAAGAAAAGAUAGAAGAGGUCCAUGUUGCUGAGGACAAGGCACUUACUAUCCAAAAACAAUCUGAAGGCUUGCUGAUUGAAUAUGACCGCCUGCUGGAGGACAAUCAGCAUCUUCGGGAUCAGCUGAUGUCAAUUGACCUCAAGCUUUCCAGCUCUUCUUGAAGGAGUAUAUUCAGGCAUAAGAAUGAUGAGUCUAAUGCUGCUGCGACAAAUUAUCUGUUGCAGUUUGGAAGAAUCAAUGUUUACUCCGUUCAUGGGAUGGUGAAGAAAUUCUUUUGGCAGACCAUGAUACCACCCAAAGCGUACGGCAGCUACCUGCUUUCUCACUUGUCAGUCUUAGCAGUCUUAGCAUCUUUAAUUAACUAGCUGCUGUAUUAUAUUGUUGGCAAAACUAGUGCAAGCAUUAUAUGGUCUAGAACUUCGAAGUUUCUCUUAUGUGUUUCUUGUGAUGCCUAUUUUUUAUAUGUGCUGUAGUGAUUACUGUUUUGUGCAGCAUUUUGUGAUUAUAUUGCAGAUGGCAUUCACAUGUUGAAA